AUGGCGCUGCUCCAGACUAGGAUGCGAGGGGCCUUUGGCAAGCCCCAGGGCACUGUGGCUAGGGUCCACAUUGGCCAAGUCAUCAUGUCCAUCCGCACCAAGCUUCAAAACAAGGAGCAUGUGAUUGAGGCCCUACGCAGGGCCAAGUUCAAGUUCCCUGGGCGUCAGAAGAUCCACAUCUCCAAGAAGUGGGGCUUCACCAAGUUCAAUGCUGAUGAGUUUGAAGACAUGGUGGCUGAGAAGCACCUCAUCCCAGAUGGCUGUGAGGUCAAAUACAUCCCCAACCGUGGCCCCUUGGACAAGUGGAGGGCCCUGCAUUCGGGAAGGCCUUGGUAG
Messenger RNA from Chrysochloris asiatica (Cape golden mole), 336 nucleotides. RefSeq names its product 60S ribosomal protein L10-like. Gene Ontology annotation, biological process: translation; ribosomal large subunit assembly. Gene Ontology annotation, cellular component: cytosolic large ribosomal subunit; ribosome. The transcript has 3 exons. Gene Ontology annotation, molecular function: structural constituent of ribosome. Bases 1 to 336 code for a protein of 111 amino acids. Lineage: Eukaryota; Metazoa; Chordata; Mammalia; Afrosoricida; Chrysochloridae. The record is from RefSeq and is a predicted model, not a curated record.